CAACCCCAAUAUGGGAACACUCUCACAGAAGAAGAAACCUAAUAAUCCUCUCUUUCUCUUUCUCUUACUCUAACUCUUUCUCUUCAUCUUAAUUAAACACCACUGCUUUUCCAAUGCAAUUGUUUUCUUCACAUCCAACAUAUCACUGUCUAUCUCUAUUUCUUUUCUUCUUCUUUUUUUCCUCAAUCUCUCUCACUCUUCCUUUGUGUGUGGUCCUUCUCUUUUAUAUCUCUCUCAUCACUUUCUCCAUUUCUACAUAUAUACCUAGCCUUGUAUCCCACAACACUACUAUAUCUUAGCCUUUUCUCUCCCUCCCUUCUCCCAUAUUAUAUAGCUUGUCUUUUAUUUCUUAGACUCCAUCCAUUCUUCUCCCCAAUUGAAUCUUCUUUAUUUUGUUUCUUCACUGUCUCGUUAUGGCUAUAGUUUUGCAUAGUAAAUAAACUGAACUGAAGCUAUCUAUAUAGCAGCAAGUGUUGAUUUAAUUACUUACUUUAGACAAUAAUUAUAUUAAUUACACCAAUUUAUAAGCUCUUUAUCUAUCUAUCUAGCUAGGGAAAAUUAAAAUGUCUAGCAGAAGGUCCAGGCAGCAAUCUGCAUCCACAAGGAUCUCCGAUGACCAAAUCAUCGACCUCGUUUCAAAGUUGCGUCAACUUGUUCCUGAGAUUCGCGAUAGGCGCUCUGACAAGGUAUCAGCAUCUAAGGUCCUACAAGAGACCUGCAACUACAUCAGAAGCUUACACAGAGAAGUGGAUGACUUAAGCGAACGACUGUCUCAGUUGUUGGCCACAAUCGAUGCUGAUAGCCCUGAAGCUGCCAUCAUUAGGAGCCUAAUUAACUAAUAAUAUAUAUUAAGCGCAAGUAAUCAUCUAAUUUUCCUAUAUUCAAGGAGAUAUAUUAUAAGAGUGUAUUAAUUUCUUCUUCUAAAUUAGGUGGCAUAGAGUGCAGUUUGAGGUGCGUACGUACGUCCUUCCAAUAUAUUAUAGUACAUGGCAGGAAUGGUGCACUUGUGUAAGUUAAAGGUUUUUGCAAUAAGAACUAAGGACUCUCUGUAUUAUGGCUAUAGUGCUAUAUAAUAAUAUAUGCAUGCCACAUUUAUAGAUGGCCUCAAAA
Glycine soja is the source of this 1110-nucleotide messenger RNA. RefSeq names its product transcription factor PRE5-like. The transcript has 2 exons. Gene Ontology annotation, biological process: regulation of growth; regulation of DNA-templated transcription. Bases 564 to 839 code for a protein of 91 amino acids. Lineage: Eukaryota; Viridiplantae; Streptophyta; Magnoliopsida; Fabales; Fabaceae. The record is from RefSeq and is a predicted model, not a curated record. Gene Ontology annotation, molecular function: protein dimerization activity.